AUGAAAGAAGUCUCUUGUAAAAAUAUCAGAAAAGGAAUAGGCAAGAAUGGGAAAAAAAUUCGUCGAGUUCCAAAUCGACAGUUUCGAGAAGUGUUCAAGAGCCUGAUGAUUUCGAAGAGGCAACCGACAAUUUCAGCAGAUAAAGCAUAUGCAAUGAAGAUGAAAAAAGUAGGAGGAAAACAUGAAAAUUUUGUGAAAACGGACUUACUUGGAGAUAUUAUGGAUAAUAAAGCACACAAAGUGGGGAUGCCAAUCCGUUACUCAUCAACAAUCUACGCCCCACCUGAUCCUCUUAUUUUGAAAAAACCUCAUUAUUUGUACAAGACUUAUAACUUCUUGGAUGACCUCACCAAAUACGAUAUCUAUCGUCGAGCCGCCCACUAUUCGAACAUGAAGAAUACGUUUCGAAAGAAGAGAGCUUUAGAAGAAUACAAACUAGCUGGAUUAGCAGUAUGUGCAAAUUUUGAAGUUCGUCGAAGAAGAGAAAAGAUACGUUUACGUGGCAGAUGGCGACCGGAAUACUCGAAUUACGGAAAAAGAAUGUUAGGUGCAGCAAGGAAAAUGGUAUUCAAGUUACAGAAGAACUCUCAACCAUACUUUGCUCAACUGAUUGUUUCGAAGAAAGAUCAGGCAAGGACCAUGAUGAAUACAAUGAUGUCAACCAUCAAAUUCAAUCUGCAAAAUCAUCAAAAAGAAACAAGAGCACGCAUUGAGAGAUUCAAGAAACACAAUCAAGACUACAUAAAAGAUCGAAAAAAGUGUUUUCAGAAUCCAAUUAUGUUGAAUUCUCAAAUCGUGAAUCGUCAUCACAAAAUGCCAUAUCGGAGACGUGGAAAUCAAGAUCUCUUCAGCGAAUUCAACUAUUUCUCUUCUCAUCUCGCAUUUUCUGCUCAUUUUUGCAAAGUUAUCAGAUCUUUCAGAGUGGAUCGAGCGAAAGAGGAUGAGGUUAUCCAGAAGUCAGUCUGCUUGACUCCUCUGAUUCGUAUUCGUAAGAGUCGAUACACAAACUUCCCCGUGACUUCAGUUGUCAGUUACAACGAAAACGAAGAGCUACAAUUGACACUUCCACGUGUUUCGAAAAAAGCGCCAUCAAUAGUUGCUGUCAGUGGAUAUUCAAGUGACAGUGGUGCAUCUGCAGCAACUGAUACUCCGUUGGAUUGGGAACUCGAUUGGAAAUAUACAGACAAGAAAUUGGAACAUCGAAUGGCUCUUAUUGGGGAUACGACAAGAUACAUCUCGCAAACAGCAUCAGAGAAACAUUACAAUCAAAGAAGAUGGAAAGAAGAGACGAGGAGAAAAAUGUUAUUAUUCAAAGCCGAUAAUAGAUUAGAGCUUUCGAACAAAGUUCCGAUUUUCAAGGAAAUCACAAAAAUGCAUCCUCCAUUCAUUUACUGUAACGUGAAAGGAAUGGAACUGAAGAAACUUCGAAAAAGCAAGUUUCUGGGUUGUCAGGAUUCAGAAAAAUACGAAUCGAUUGUGUAUGUAAUCAAACAAAGAAUGCACUUCUUGGAGAAGACACUGCCAUGUAAAGAUGAUCCAAGAAUCUUACUGAAUCAAGGUUGGAAGAAUUUUGGGAUAAGACAGGGCACUAGCAAGUUUGAGAAAGUGGCAAAAAUCCUCAAGCAGAGAAGUACUUGGGUAACGAAAAGUUGUGUGUCCAGAGCAGCUACAGUUCCGAGAUGUGAUAAGCUUCCAAUGGUUGAUGAAGAAUUAGUGGAAAAUAAAUAA
This is a messenger RNA of Caenorhabditis remanei, 1728 nucleotides long. RefSeq lists its product as uncharacterized. The transcript has 12 exons. The coding region runs from base 1 to 1728 and encodes 575 amino acids. The record is from RefSeq and is a predicted model, not a curated record. Lineage: Eukaryota; Metazoa; Nematoda; Chromadorea; Rhabditida; Rhabditidae.